Triticum aestivum (bread wheat) is the source of this 718-nucleotide messenger RNA. Its product is annotated as cytochrome b5. Bases 111 to 539 code for a protein of 142 amino acids. The record is from RefSeq and is a predicted model, not a curated record. The transcript has 3 exons. Lineage: Eukaryota; Viridiplantae; Streptophyta; Magnoliopsida; Poales; Poaceae. Gene Ontology annotation, cellular component: membrane; intracellular membrane-bounded organelle. Gene Ontology annotation, molecular function: heme binding.
AGCCCUGCCCCCCUCAUCUUCCAGAGGUCCAAAAUUCAGCAGCAAACAGCAUCUAGUUUCUUGAUCCGGUUCUGUUUACCCUGAAGGCUCGGCUUCCGCGGGUGGCUGCGAUGGCGGGAGGAGGGAAGGUGUACUCGUUCCAAGAGGUGCGGAAGCACAGCCAGCGCAAGGAUUGCUGGCUCAUCAUCUCCGGCAAGGUGUACGACGUGACGCCGUUCAUGGAGGAGCACCCCGGCGGCGACGAGGUCCUGCUGGCGUGCACCGGCAAGGACGCGACGGCCGACUUCGAGGACAUCGGCCACUCGGACGCAGCCAAGGAGCUGAUGCCGCAGUACUGCAUCGGGGAGGUCGACGCCGCCACCAUCCCGGCCAAGCUCGCCCACGCCGUCCUCCCCGCCAAGGGGGCGGCGGCGGCUCCGGCGCCACGCGCGAGCGCGGGCCAGGGCGUCUGGCUCACGGUGCUGCAGCUCGCCCUGCCCCUCCUGCUGGUGGCCAUGGCCUUCGCGCUUCAGAACUUCGCCAAAACCAAAACAGAGUAGACGAGAAGGACAGAUGCCGUCGCGGAUACCGGCCUGCGGCCUCUUGGAAGUAUCUGCACGUCCAACCACUUCCUGUCGACGUCUCUACCGCUGCAAUCGUUGUAAUUCCAUCUCCCAUAUGUGUACUGACGUCAUUAUUGGUGGAAUUCAUAUAUCUAUAAUCGCCGAGUUUCAGAAAA